This is a messenger RNA of Coffea eugenioides, 1315 nucleotides long. Its product is annotated as glucan endo-1,3-beta-glucosidase, acidic-like. The record is from RefSeq and is a predicted model, not a curated record. The transcript has 2 exons. Gene Ontology annotation, biological process: carbohydrate metabolic process. Bases 27 to 1157 code for a protein of 376 amino acids. NCBI's taxonomy places the organism in Eukaryota, Viridiplantae, Streptophyta, Magnoliopsida, Gentianales, Rubiaceae. Gene Ontology annotation, molecular function: hydrolase activity, hydrolyzing O-glycosyl compounds. Gene Ontology annotation, cellular component: plasma membrane.
UCAAGAUUUUAGAUUCUAACUUUUCUAUGCAUCUUCCUUCAUACCCUUUCUGUAAAAGGGGUGCUCAAUUUGUAGCUCAUCAAGUAGUACUGGAAUAUUGCUUGUUUCAUUAUCCAUGGCUGGUGAAAAACAACAAUUCUGAAUUCACGGCCACUAUGUUUGUUAUUGGGCUGCUGUUACUUGCAACACUUGAUUAUACAGGGGCUCAAACAGGCGUUUGUUAUGGAAGGCUUGGGAGUAAUCUUCCAUCUCCAGCAGAUGUUGUAGCCCUUUGCAAACAGAACAACAUCAAAAGAAUGCGAAUCUACGAUCCUGAUCACUCCACACUUCAAGCCCUAGCAGGUUCAAAUAUUGAAGUCAUUCUUGGGGUUCCCAACACUGAUCUUCAGAAUGUUGCUGCAAGCCAAGAUAAUGCAAAUAAUUGGGUCAAAAACAAUGUAAGGAAUUAUCCUAAUGUCAAAUUCAGGUACAUUGCAGUUGGAAAUGAAAUCAGCCCACUAGCAUGCACGGCUGGGUGCCCAGACUUUGUUCUCCCUGCCAUCCGAAACAUCUUCAACGCAAUUUCUGCAGCUGGGCUAGGAAACCAGAUCAAAGUUUCCACUGCAGUUGAAACUGGACUAGUUGGAAAUAGUUUUCCUCCAUCAGCUGGCACUUUCCAACCUCAAGUCCAAAAGUUUAUCAAUCCCAUAGUUCAGUUCUUAGCUAGCAAAGGCGCCCCAUUACUCGUUAACGUGUAUCCAUACUUUGUCUACAUAGGCAAUCCCGGGAGCAUAGCUCUUGACUAUGCUCUUUUUACUGCUUCGGGCAUUACCCUACCAGAUGGUGUAAAGUAUCAAAAUCUUUUUGAUGCUAUCUUGGAUGCAAUAUACUCGGCCCUCGAAAGGGCCGGAGGGUCAUCUGUCGAAAUUGUUGUAUCAGAGACAGGCUGGCCAUCAGCUGGAGGUGGACAAGCUACAUCAAUUGACAAUGCCAGGACUUACAACAAUAACCUGAUUAAGCAUGUCAAUGGAAGUUCUGGAACCCCAAAAAGGCCUAGAAGAGCUAUUGAGACUUACAUUUUUGAUUUGUUUGAUGAAGACCAAAAGAGUCCAGAAUAUGAGAAGCAUUUUGGGCUCUUUCUUCCAAAUAAGAAGCGAAAGUACCCAAUCAGUUUCUAACUGGAUUGAGGAUUCAAGUGUGUAAAAGGAAUAAGGAUCGAUAGACUUCAUGUGUUGUCUUAAUUUAGCAAGCAUAGGUACAUUAUGUAAAUUGCUUGGAAUUAGAUUAACUUAGACCAUCAUAACCAAAUAAAUACAGCCACCUAAGUUUCUCUUUU